CACAUGCACUCAACAACAAUCCAAAUGCCUAUUCCCAACCCGACGCCGACACUCCACUUCCCCCUCCCGGCGGUGCCGUCAGCCAUCUCCAGAGCCGUCGCCGUCAUCGGAGCCGGGGCCGCCGGACUUUGCGCCGCCCUUGAACUCCGACGAGAAGGUCACAGCGUCGUUGUGUACGAGCGGCAAGACAAGCUAGGCGGCACAUGGGCCUACACCCCCCAAACAGAGGCUGACCCGUUAGGCCUCGACCCGACCCGGAACGUGGUCCACUCCAGCGUCUACGCUUCACUCCGGACCAACCUACCCCGCGAGGUGAUGGGCUUCCGGGUCUACCCGUUUGUGGCAAGCGGGAAGCCCGGGCGGGACCCGAGGAGGUUCCCGGGUCACGAGGAGGUGUUGGAGUAUUUGAGGGAUUUCGCGGAGGAGUUUGAGCUGGCGGAGAUGGUCAGGUUUGGGAGGGAGGUGUGCCACGUCGGGAAGGCCGCAGAUGACCGGCGCUGGGUGGUGAAGUCGAAGAGGAAGGGCGGCGGAGAUGGGGAUGACCAGGUGUAUGAUGCGGUGGUCAUCUGUAAUGGCCACUAUUCGGAGCCCCGGAUUGUGGAUUUACCCGGUAACAUCCGGAUUAUGAUUAUUUGUUUGGGAUUAGGCAUUGAGGAGUGGCCAGGGAAACAGAUCCAUAGUCACAACUAUCGCGUUCCUGAUCCCUUUCAUGAUCAAGUUGUGGUGCUAAUCGGGAGUGCUGCAAGUGCUGAUGAUAUCUCCCGAGAUAUUGCCAAAUUCGCAAAAGAAGUCCAUGUUGCAUCUAGAUCAGCACAAAUUGGAAAAAUUCCGGGGCAUAAUAACAUUUGGCAACAUUCAAUGAUCAAAAGUGUCGACAGAGAGGGUAGGGUGAAUUUCCAUGAUGGAGAUAAAACCAUUGCUGAUGUCAUCCUUCACUGCACCGGCUAUAAAUUUAGUUUUCCUUUUCUUGAGACGAACAAUGCCGUGAGUGUGGACGAUAAUAGAGUGGGCCCACUUUAUAAGCAUGUUUUUCCUCCGACAUUGGCCCCUUGGCUUUCCUUUGUUGGCGUGCCAUGGAAGGUUCUGCCCUUUCCCUUAUUUGAACUCCAGACCAAGUGGAUAGCGGGAGUUUUGUCGGGACGGAUUGCGCUCGAGUCCACUCACCAAAUGACAUCGGAUAUUCAAGCCUUCUACUUGUCGUUGGAAGCAGCUGGGAUUCCUAAGCGAUAUACUCAUAAAAUUGGAGAAUCUUAUUCUCAGUUUGAGUAUGAUGAUUGGUUGGCUGCGAAGAGCGGCUCUCCUCCCAUCGAAGAAUGGAGAAAGCAAAUGUAUUGGGCGAGCGGGAGGAGGAAGAGGAGCGCGCCCGAGACGUACCGUGAUGAGUGGGAUGAUCAAGAUUUGAUGGCAUUGGCUUAUCAAGAAUUAAACCUAUUCAAGGUAUCUGUAUCAUAACAUACUUUCAAAUUCUCCAAUUAUUACCGCACUAUUUGGUGUAACUGCACACUCUAUCAAAAUUAAUUCUUGGUUUCAUAUUUGUUGGGAUCUGAGAUAGAGCUUAAUAGAUUCUGGUAGAUAUACAGUUAUAUUUUCAUUCCAGUGUGAA
This is a messenger RNA of Salvia miltiorrhiza (redroot sage), 1603 nucleotides long. Its product is annotated as flavin-containing monooxygenase FMO GS-OX-like 4. The transcript has 6 exons. Bases 4 to 1452 code for a protein of 482 amino acids. Lineage: Eukaryota; Viridiplantae; Streptophyta; Magnoliopsida; Lamiales; Lamiaceae. The record is from RefSeq and is a predicted model, not a curated record. Gene Ontology annotation, molecular function: N,N-dimethylaniline monooxygenase activity; flavin adenine dinucleotide binding; NADP binding.